Molecule: messenger RNA, 1417 nt
Organism: Cherax quadricarinatus
Lineage: Eukaryota; Metazoa; Arthropoda; Malacostraca; Decapoda; Parastacidae
Product: facilitated trehalose transporter Tret1-2 homolog
Biological process (GO): transmembrane transport
Cellular component (GO): membrane
Molecular function (GO): transmembrane transporter activity
Source: RefSeq, a predicted model, not a curated record
AUAUCUGGAGAUAAAUUAAAGAUCAGACAUAAAUAUAUGGAAAUAAAUUAAAGUUCUGACGUCGAGUUCCUGAAAAUUUCACGAAAUAUUUAAAAAAAUAAUCACUAUUUGCAAUAUUUACACAAAAUUAUACGAGCGCAUCACGAAGGCCUAUAACUUCAACAAAACGAUGUACAAUUUAAAAGAGGUUGCGUGCAAUUCACCGCAAUCUGCUAAUACAAAUGUUUCCACGAAGGACAAGGGAACCUGUAUUAACUCUUCAGGUGAUACAAACAGCGUUAGAAAGACGAUAUCUGUUGAGACCGAGUGUGUGGACACCCCACAACACCUUCCUGAUGGACACUCCCAACAGAACAUUCUUCGGACUGACACCAAGCCUGUCAUAGCCUCUCAAGUAAUUGCAUCACUGGUUAUGGCACUCGUGGAAGGAGGGAGUGGCAUUGUAAUGGCUUUCUCUGGCAUCACGCUGCUGCAACUCACCGACCAACAGACAAACGAUCUCUUCUUAAACCAGUCACAAGCAGCAUUAUUUGGAAGCCUGGUUCAUCUGGGAGGUGCUCUUGGAAGCUGUGUGAGUGGACCACUACUAGUGAAGCUUGGCCGACGAUUAACACUCCUAGUGACCCUGCCCAUUACUUUAGCUUCCUGGCUCACCCUCGCUCUUUCGCCAACCGUCUGGCUGCUUUUAACUAGCCGCGCCAUUCUAGGUAUCACCAUAGGCAUCAUGUUUACUGCUACAUUUCUAUAUACCAUCGAAAUCGCUCAUAAGAAUAUACGUGGAAUUCUUUCUGGAAUCCUUACCUUAACUAGGCAAUUGGGCUUUAUAUUGGUGUCUGCUCUAGGAGUUUCUAAGCUCGACUGGCGACAAAUGAGUUUCGUUUCUGGUGGAAUGACAACAUUUCCUUUGUUUUGCCUCUUGUUCCUGCCUAACUCUCCUCGUUGGCUCGUCACUCAUGGUCGUCUUAGUGAAGCUCACAAAUCUCUUGUUUUCUUCAGAGGAAAACAUUGUAACUGCGAGCCAGAAUUACUGGAUAUAACACAACAAAUUAGCAAUGUAAGUAGAGAAGUAGAUAAUUCAUGGCAACAAGUACGGCUGUUAUUUGAGCCAUCAACAGGACGUGUAUUCUUCUUAUUGACCUUUUUAACAAUUUUACACACUAUGAAUGGGUUUUUCGCCAUAUCGACAUAUUUGAUGCCCAUUUUCAAAGCAGUGGAGGCCAGUCUGGAUCCAUACACCAGCGCAUAAUAUUUAACUUUGCUAAGGCGUUUGGAACUUUAGUUUAUCUUUGUCUUGUUGACCGUCUGGGACGCAAACCAUUGAUCUUAGUUUCAUAUUCUUUGUGUUCACUGUGUAUGGUUAUUUAUGGCAUAUACUUUUACAUGCAUAAUACUCACGAGACAGGUGAUGCUAGUAGCA